Lithohypha guttulata is the source of this 3078-nucleotide messenger RNA. RefSeq names its product Vesicle-mediated ER to Golgi transport protein (gene USO1). The record is from RefSeq and is a predicted model, not a curated record. Gene Ontology annotation, biological process: intracellular protein transport; endoplasmic reticulum to Golgi vesicle-mediated transport; transcytosis. Gene Ontology annotation, cellular component: endoplasmic reticulum; cytoplasm; Golgi membrane. The coding region runs from base 1 to 3078 and encodes 1025 amino acids. NCBI's taxonomy places the organism in Eukaryota, Fungi, Ascomycota, Eurotiomycetes, Chaetothyriales, Trichomeriaceae. The transcript has 2 exons.
AUGUUGCGUAUUCUCGAGUCGCAAGCGCCGGCGAAGCAAACGGCCACAGACACUAUCAACACCUUGAGCAGUCGUCUCUCCAGUGCGACACUGCUUGAGGAUCGUAGAGCUGCUAUAUUGGGACUGCGAAGCUUUGCUAAGCUCUAUCCCGCCUCAGUCGCUUCAGGAGCAUUACGGGACCUCAUCGCUGGUCUUAGGAGAGAUGGGGAGGAUCCAGACACGCUAAAGGCCGUCCUCGAGACCCUCCUGAUGCUUUUCGACCCAGAUGCAAAGAGCCCAGAAGCCUCCGAAGAUAUACCAUUGUGGCUAGCCGAUGAGUUUACACAGAGGCAGGACAACGUUACCGCCCUCCUCGACCUGCUUGAUACUGGCGAGUUCUACCUUCGAUUAUAUUCUCUCCAGAUCCUCUCACAAAUAUGCGCCGCUCGGUCGCAAAGGACUCAAGAAGCUAUAUUCUCAGCACCAUUGGGUGUGUCACGAAUCACUUCGGUUCUAGACGACAGAAGAGAAGCUGUGCGAAAUGAGGCAUUGCUCUUGCUUGUGGCUCUGACUCCAACGUCCGCCGAAUUGCAAAAGGUUGUUGCUUUUGAGAACGCUUUCGAUCGAGUAUUUGCUAUGAUAGAUGCUGAGGCAGGGCUGACUCAUGGGACAACCAUUGUGCAGGAUUGUCUUUCGCUGUUGGGAAACCUGCUGAAGCUCAACCCCUCGAAUCAAGCAUACUUCAGAGAGAUUGGCUGCGUCGGUAAGGUCGCAAGACUACUGGCGCAGGUCAUACAAGAAGAGGAGAGUCCUGAUGGAGUUCCAGAAUGGACACGGACACAACGCGAUGUCAACCUCUGGGGACUACUUACUGUGCUGCAACUGUUUCUAGUUCGGGGUUCACAAAGCACAGGGCUGUCCCAGGAUGCUUUCUGGAAGAGUGGUGUAUUAAAACGUGUACUACAGAUUGCUUUUCACGAGACUUUUGGCUCAAAUGUUAGAGCACGAGCUCUGGACACUUGUGCAGGUAUCAUUCGCGGCAAUUCUGAUUUACAGGAGCAGUUUGGCGACCUGGCUGUGCCCGCCGUCCGACAAGUGCAGCAAACCACAAACGGUCGCGCAACACCGAAGGCAAAUUCGGCCAAGUCAGGAGCGAGUACUCCUGCCAACGUCGAGAUGUCCAAUGUGAUCGAGUCACUCCUGGAACUAACUCUAGAGUCAACAGCUACACCAUUCUUCGACGUCCGACUGGCUGCGUGUAAUUGUGUCAAAGCAUUCUUCGAGGGCCACAAUGGCAUUCGUGGCCAUGUUUUACGCAGGGCUAUUGAAGGUCACAGAAUGGGUGAUGAUGCUGUGCCGAAUAUACUCACAGUCCUGCUUGAACCGCCAAAUACUCGAGCCAAUCAAGACCCCUAUCAGCAAUGGAUGGCUGCAGUACUUCUGAUACACCUGCUGGUUGAGAACCCUGAGAACAAGAGUACAGCGCUCAAAGUCUCCGACCGUGAAGCUGAGGCAAGCAGCGAAGACGAAUACGAGGCUGUUACUUUUGUGCAGAGUAUAACAAGCAACGUCGUUGCUGGGGUUCAGCAUCCUGAGGAUGAGAGGGCACUCGUGGGCUACCUGAUGCUACUCUCAACGUGGCUAUUUGAAGAUCCUAACGCAGUUAACGACCUCUUAGACGAGGGGAGCAAUCUUCAAGGUUUGAUAUCAGCAGUCAAAGUGGCUUCGCCCACGAUGCCGUUGGUAGCAGGCUUGUGCACUUUCCUACUUGGAAUCAUAUACGAGUUUUCGACCAGAGACUCCCCCAUCCCGCGUGCCACAUUGCAUAGCGUUCUGCAGAAGGGGUUGACACGCGAAGUCUAUGUUGACCGACUCACUAGACUGCAUCGCGAUCCGGGCUUCGAGGCCUCUGUAAUCAUGAAUGGUGUACAAAAGGGCGUUUCACGAGAAUUGGUUGAUAGCCUACGAGCACAAAUCGAGGAACAGAAAGCAUUACUGGAGUCAUCGGAAAAUGAAUUCGCGACUUUGCGCCAGCAGCUUGAGCAAGAGUCACUGGAACAUCGCAGGACGAAGGAAUCUACAGCUGCCGAGCUAAACAGAAUCAAGCACAUUAAUCAGAGUCUGCAAAACAACCAUGAGGAGGAGACUCAAGCUAUGCAGCAGGAAUUUGCACGGCAACAGAGUGUGUUAAGCAACAUGCAUGGCACAACUCUCACACAGAUGAAGAAGGAACACUCAACCGCUCUCGAGGACCUACAUCGGAAGCACAAAGCUGAAAAAGAUUACCUCGAGCAGAGACGGACUGCCCUAGAACGAGAAGUGGCUAGGCAGAGGGAGGGUAUUGUGAAGCAGCAAGCCGAGAUCGAGAAGGCUGCGAGCCACGCGAGACAUAUACAGAACGAACAGCAAGCAGAAAUCGAGUCCUUGCACAAGAACCUCAAAACUAUUGAGGAGCAGUUAAGCAAAACACGGAAGGAGCACGACUCUGCAUUGCGCUCUGCGAGGACCGAAGUUGGAGACCAACUGCGUGACGCCGAAGCAAGAGCUACAGAGGCUGAGAAGAAGCUCAACGACGCACAGAGUACACUUGAGAGCUCUCAAAACGAGAUUAGAGAGUUGAAGAACCAACUAGCAGACGCUGAAACCCGCGCCAGUAGCAUAGAGGCCACUUUAAAACCGUUGCAGGCCAACUUUGCAAAGACCAAAUCCGAGAAGGACGAGUUGCAUACUCGACUCCAGACCAUGAACUCAGAUGUCGAGAAAUUGAAGGCCGAAAAUACGAACCUCCAGUCACAGUUGUCAAGCACGACCCAAGAACUCGAAGCUGCUAAAUCUGCAGCGAAGACGGCAUCUAACCAAGCUACAGAGCCAGACAUAGAUCCCAGAGAGCUUGAAGAGUUGAGAGCUGCUGCAGCGAAGCAGAAAGACGUACAGACCGAGCUGGAUGAUUUACUUGUUGUGUUUGCGGACCUCGAAGCGAAACGGGCUGCCGACAAGAAGAGGCUCAAAGAUCUUGGGGAAGAGGUUAGUGAAGAUGAAGACGAUGAAGCUGGAGAUGUCGACGAGGAUGGUGAAGAGGAUGAAGAGAAUACUGAUUAA